Messenger RNA from Microplitis demolitor, 2926 nucleotides. RefSeq names its product protein escargot. NCBI's taxonomy places the organism in Eukaryota, Metazoa, Arthropoda, Insecta, Hymenoptera, Braconidae. The transcript is spliced from 3 exons. The record is from RefSeq and is a predicted model, not a curated record. Gene Ontology annotation, biological process: regulation of DNA-templated transcription. Bases 432 to 1958 code for a protein of 508 amino acids. Gene Ontology annotation, molecular function: DNA-binding transcription factor activity, RNA polymerase II-specific; RNA polymerase II cis-regulatory region sequence-specific DNA binding.
GUGGACAUAAGAGAGGAUAAAAGCAUGUGAGUAAAGAGAGGGUCGCAAGGGGGACUCUGGCACAUGCUUUGAUGCUUCUGUACUCUACUCUCAAGUCUCAAAACUCCCAAGGCGCGUGGUAGCAGCUGAAGAAAAGUGGGGUGCGGGCACAAGGGAGUUCUGGCUCCUAUAUGUAGCCCCGAAUCUCUGCCGGGCCAACUAUUACGUCCCAAACCCGCGAGUCGACUGUAUCCAUCAUCGUCAUCAAUGUGCUCAAGACAAUUUUAACCAACUUAACAAUUAUCUUGAUAAUUAUUUUUUUUUUAAUCAUCAUCAAGUGAUUUUAUAUUAUUUGUUAUUUUAUUUGUGAUGGACUAAGUGUCAAGUGGAGUGUCAUUGUUUAUUUGCAAUUUUAAUUAUCGUAGAUAAAAAAAACAAAAGAAGAAAACAAAAUGCCGAGGGCUUUUCUUAUUACUCAUAGACGUUACAAUGGCACUGAAGGAUUCGAAGACGUUGCAAGAGAUUAUAGUCCAGAAAGAGGUGUAAGAAUACCAGAGUACAAUUCAAAUCAACCAACAUCAGACGGAGUAAGUGAUUGUGGAAGUGAAACAUCAUCGGAAUGUCCUGAAGAAUUGUAUAAUUUAACAAAACUUGCAGAAGUGAGUCUUGCUGCUGCAGCAGGGACAUUAAUUCACCCAAACAAUGUCAUUUAUAAUCGUUCAUUGUCACCACGUUGGACACCAGGUGUCGAAGAUCUCCAUGUUUACCGUUCAUCACCUCCAGAAUCACUAAAUCAUCAUCUUCAUCAUCACAACCUCAGUCAUAAUCGACCUGUUGAAGAGGAGCUGAGCUUACGGGAGAGAACGAGAUUAUUUUUUGAAAGAAUUGAAACAGAGCGGGAAAUUUUGCAAGACAAUAAUCGCCUAUCACAUUUGGAUGAAUCAAAAACUCGUCAGUUAUCGUCGCCAAUAAAUCAAUCACUGUCGCCGAUCAAUGUACCAGUGAGAAGAAUUUCUUUGGGGCACUCGGAUACGUCGAAGACGGACGAUAAUGAAGAUCAUGAGUGCCCGGAUUGCGGUAAAAAAUAUUCAACAUCAUCAAAUUUAGCCCGACAUCGACAGACUCAUCGGUCACUUGGUGAUAAAAAAGCACGACGUUGUCCGCACUGCGAUAAAGUCUACGUCAGUAUGCCGGCGUUUAGUAUGCACGUAAGGACACAUAAUCAAGGAUGUAAAUGUCACUAUUGUGGAAAAUGUUUUUCACGUCCGUGGCUGCUUCAAGGACACAUCAGAACUCACACAGGUGAGAAACCCUUCAAAUGUACCAUCUGUAAUAAAGCAUUUGCUGACAAAUCAAAUCUCCGUGCCCACGUGCAGACUCACUCAAACACGAAGCCACACAUCUGUGGUAGAUGCGGCAAAGCAUUCGCUCUCAAGUCUUAUCUCUACAAACACGAAGAGUCAUCUUGUAUGAGAGCUCAUCAUCGAACUUCAUCAGACAAAAAAGAUAAUACUAAUAAAUCAUUAGCACCAACAUCACCAUCACCUUCACCAUUAUCAUCAUCAUCUUCAAUAUCACCGAUCUCUCCAUCAUCAUCCUCAUCAUCUUCUUCAUCUACAUCACCAACAACAAGACUCAUACCACCAGCUAUCACUUCAUCACCAACAAGUGUUAUUGUCCCUCGUCCAGGAUUUGUACGAGAAUCUGCAGCACCUGUUUUAUCAACGAUAAUACAACACACGAAAUCAAGUCAACCACCAGCUGUCUCUUCAGCUUCACCUAAAAUCAACGACAGCAAACCAAGUGAUAGCGAAUACUUGUCAAGAAUGGUAAUUAGGACGUCAGUUAUCUCACCGAAUCCUGAACAUGUUCCUGGUCGUCAUCCGUCUAAAAAAGGACCGUUUGAUUUUUCUGAUCCCUCACGACCUUCCGCCUUCUCGCGGCCGACGGGAAUGACUUUAAAUCUUGCGAUCGCUUAGUAAAUAAUUAAUUAAUUUGGUAGGAAUGUAUGUGUGCAUGAAUGAUUCAAAUAAUUGAUCUAAUAUAUUCCAUGUACGUAGAGAUUUUUUUUUAAUUAUCACAGUAAAGACAUAAAUAUCUUCUCUACGUUACAAAUUCCACGCAACUUCCUAAUUAGGGACCAUAUAGAAAAUAUUUAAAAUAAAAGAUGAAAUAUUGUUUCAUAAAAUGAUUGUAUAUCUGAGUAAUUUGUUUAAAUUAUUAAGGGUUUAAAUUUAUAUGAAUGUAAUUCGUUAUAUUGUGUGCUCCUUGUUAUAUAAUUGUACUUAGUGUGUGCUCUUCGAGGCAGCUGACAAUACGAAUUAAUAUUGAAUAUUAUAUUUAUUUAUCUGCGAAGAUAAUAAAUAAAUAUUUCUCGAGUGUUCAACUAGUCGAAAUCAUUUCGCAGCAACGAAUUUAUCUCUCGCAACAUAUUUUAUAUAUAUUGUUUUUAAUAAUAGUAUAUAUGUAUGACAUAUCAUCGGUCGUCUGUGAGAAGAUUUAUAACGAACGCACGAAAUGAUAUGGUAUAGAGUUUAUUUUAUUAAUAAUUCAUACAGAAAAAAAAAGGAUUUUUUGCUUCAAGAAAUUUUUGUCAUUUUUAAUUGGACAGAAAUUUUCUUAGGGGUAGAAAAAAUUUCUUGACGCAAAAAAUCUUUUUUUCUGUGCAUAAUAAUAAGAAACAACAUUGAAUUUUUUUUCAAUAAAUAAAUUUAAUGGUUUUUUUUUUAUUAAUACUUAAUAAAAAAAUUAUUUUAUAUAAUCGUGUCUAUCCUAGUCUGGGUUUUAAUAAUAAGGACACAUUGUAAAUAGCAUUCCUAUGUUAUAUAAAUAUAUUUUAUUUUUAGGUCAUUAUUAUAUAGUACAAUAUUUUUUGUGUACAUAAAAAACAAAUAUUACCUUAGUGAUAAUUAGUUUUAAUGUUUUGUUCGUAGAUUUAUAAAACAAA